Messenger RNA from Laccaria bicolor S238N-H82, 192 nucleotides. RefSeq lists its product as uncharacterized. Bases 1 to 192 code for a protein of 63 amino acids. The record is from RefSeq and is a predicted model, not a curated record. Lineage: Eukaryota; Fungi; Basidiomycota; Agaricomycetes; Agaricales; Hydnangiaceae. The transcript has a single exon.
AUGUGUCGAGCCUCUCAAGAACAACUUCCACUUAAACCUGUUUACGAAUCAUCAGAAGAGGAGCUGUGUUCGUCGUUGUCGACUUUGCAUUGUACAUGUGGCGUGCAAGGGCUCCUUGUCAAUCCUCUUCCUCAAGGCGCCAAGCGUGGAGGGGCUUUGUACCCAGAUGUAGCGCACAUCGCCGACCUUUGA